GUGUCCGGUGACCUGACCUCGCAAGAACGAGAGGAACUUGAGAACAUCCAGCGUCGCAAGCAAAAAUUGCUGGAAGAUAUACAGCGACUUAAAGAAGAAAUAGCAGAAGUCACAAAUGAAAUUGAAAACUUGGGAUCGCUGGAGGAGAAGAAAAACUUGCAAAAGAAUAAACAAGUUGCAAUGGGAAGAAAGAAAUUCAACAUGGACCCUAAAAAGGGCAUCCAGUUCUUGAUCGACAAUGAGCUGUUGACAAAUACCUGUGAGAGCAUUGCCCAGUUCUUGUACAAAGGUGAAGGACUGAAUAAGACCGCUAUAGGAGACUACCUAGGAGAAAGGUAA
This is a messenger RNA of Staurois parvus, 339 nucleotides long. The record is from the annotation of a GenBank genome assembly. Lineage: Eukaryota; Metazoa; Chordata; Amphibia; Anura; Ranidae.